This is a messenger RNA of Nylanderia fulva, 4581 nucleotides long. NCBI's taxonomy places the organism in Eukaryota, Metazoa, Arthropoda, Insecta, Hymenoptera, Formicidae. The record is from RefSeq and is a predicted model, not a curated record.
CUUUUAUCAUAUAAUACAUUUCAUUCUUUUAAUUAUAUUUAUCUAAUUUAUCUCAGAUAUACAAAAUAUGCACAAAUGUCUAAAUAUUCAGGUGCACCAGUGCAAGUGCAUCUAUAUAAUAAAAUUAUAUAUUUAUUUGAAAUCUAACAAAUAUAGAAAUUGAGAAGAAAUUGUCUUUAGAAUACUACAUAUUUUUUUUAUAUAAAAUGGCUUUCAAAUGUUAUCAUGUAAAUUUUGCUUUCUAUAUUUCAAUGCGUAUUUAAAUCACGCGUGCAUUUAAAUUUCGAUAAAGGCGAAUUGGAAACAAAACUCACGAAAAAAUAAGAUGUGUGUGCAAAGUUUGUGACAUCGGUAUUGAAAAUUUAUUUUGCGAAGGUGCAUUAUGCGCACAUAUAUGUAUAAACAAUUGAUGUAUUUUCUUUGGAAAGAAAUGUAAUAUAGCAAUAGGAUCAUCAUACAUACAAUUAAAAUAUAACACGGGAUGUCUCGUCACUGCAGGCGAGGCUAGGAGCGAAACACUGUCAUAUAUAUGUCUCUUGCUUACGAGUUGUAAUAUUGUUUUGAUCAAAGUAUAUUCGCGUCGUGCUUUAUAAUUGCGUUUCGCUUGCUUCAAUGGAUUUGAUGUCACCACACAAUACUGCUUUAAUUAAAGAAUCUUUCAUACACUUAAUUAUCCUGGCGAGAGAGAGAGAGAGAGCGCGUCUUGACACGUACGACUUUGAAUCGACUUUGACUUCCAGGCGGCGCUGGAAUGCAGUGCGUCACGAGUCACGUGACGGGCGCGGAGUGGGGAGCAGCUGCGCAUUUCAUUCUUCCCACCACCGUUCUCCACUACGCAUCAUGACGAAGCGAGAGAGAAAAAGCACCGCUCUCUCUCUUUCUCUCUCUGAAGAUAUUUGCGAAAAAUCGUUUUCUUAUCAAGAAUAUGUGUGUCGCAGUCAUCUACAUGUCGUUCAUAUGUGCUAAUCAACGUUUUAAAUAUUUAUCAGUUCUAAGUAUCACAUGUAUCGGAAUUCUGAUUGAAAAUGGUAGACGAUCCAAAUCGUGACAUUUUGCCCGUAAAAGAAGGCUCUUACGCCGACACAAUUAUUAGUGUGUGUGGAAUAGAUCCUAGGGAACGUCAUCUCGUUUGCAAGCUCGACCGCUAUCAACUAGAGGACAAGUAUUUACGUUUACUGGAUGAGGCAAGCAAUCUGAAGAAAUUAUCGAAUUGUCAGGAGGACAAGAUUAAGCGGCUCGGUACAAAGCUGAUAAGACUGGCUGGUAAUCCAAGAUCGUGUGGAUUCGCAUUAGAUAUUGCCGACGAUAAAAAUAAAACGGCUGCGCUCGAGCUCGAAAAUACCAAGUUGAAGGAGAAAAUCGCUGUGAUGAGAAAUCAGUUGUUGAGUCACACGAUGAGCGGUAGAUCAUCAUCGCGCAGUCGUAAUCUCGUUAGGCCAUCGUCUUCCGGAUUCGUGACGUGCCGAAGUGAGAAUAAUCGCACAAGAGUACCGUCCUGUCAAUGCAUCGUUGGAGCAGGGGAUGACGAUAACGACAUGCGAAAUUACCUCGUUAAAAUCGAGAAAUUGGAGGCGCAGAAGAAAGAUAUGGCAUGCCGUAUAACAGAGUUGGAGAAAGAGCUGGCACUUUCGACUAAUAAUCAAAGGGAAAAGGUAGCGGAGAAUGUGGAAUAUAUACGAGUCUGGCGACAGAUGAAGCAGCUGAAUGAUAAAUUAAUGACGGCCCAAGAGAAAAACGCCGCGUUGACUGCUGAAAUUACCGACUUGAAAACGACUCUUGAACAAACGACGAAAAAUAAUCAGGAGAUUGCGGCCAUUCUUACGUCAGAGAGGACGCGCAUAGCCGAAAUCGAUCAUCAGAUGUUAAAUAAGAAGAAUUCAGAACUUACGUUACGCGAAAAGGAUGAACAGAUACGAGAUUUUAUGAACGAAAUUAAGAUAUUACAACAACAUAAUAACGAGCUUAUCGCGCUUACUUCGAAAUACGGCCAAGUCGAAUUUGAAAAUAUAGAAUAAAAAAAACUUUCUGAAAAUACUCAAGAUCAACAAACUUUGAAAACUACAUUCAGUAACGACGAGCAGUCUAGUAUUGUAACAUUGAGGGCUACAAAUGAGCGAUUGCUCGCGAAACUUCAAGAAUUGCAGACAAACAUAGAUAUUUUGACGGUGCAAGUAGCGUCUUUUCACAAGGAAAACGGAAAGUGCGACGCUAUCGCUUCAAAAAUGACACUAUCGACGGACGUAAAACAAUGCAUGAAAUGUUGUGAGAUGUAUGAUAAAAUGAUGCAUCUGGACAAAACUGUCAGCAAUACGCGAGAAAGUUUGCAAUUGGCGGAUAAAUCAGUGCAGACAAUAAUCAUUACUGCCAGCAUAAAAGAACAGAGUACAAUGAGAAGUGAGGAGAAGACAUCGUUGCAGUCGCCAUUGAAAGAAUGGAAGACUCAGGAAACAAAUGGCACGAAUGUUUUAUCUCGCGAAAAAAUAUUAAAACUGUUGGACCAGGCACAGAUUAACACACCUUUGGACGCGUCGAGGAUUACUCAAAAGGAAGAAUAUACGGGUAUUUUGGAUGUAGCUCAGAGGCACAGGCAAGUCGUACCUCUCGAGAAGCUAUUGUUCGAAUCCGAUCAUCGUUGUGCGAGCUGCGCUCCUCAAUUAACCGCCCUUGACACUAAGGAUUGCAGAAAUCUCGCGUGCGAAAAGAAGUCUACAACCAUCUUAAUGAGAGAUACCGCUUCAUCGAUGAGAGACCUGCUUGAUGUUAGUAGUCUCUUUCCUAAAAUUCACGAGAGCUGCAGGAAAUCAUCGUAUCGCGACAUUAGUAAAGACUUUUACGCAGAAAAGACUGGAAAGAAAUUCAAGUCACCACACUACCCUAGAUGUAAUCUAACGUGCCACUUUCGCGAAGCGAAGGGUCCAUUGGAGGAGAAGCAGAAAUUACCCUGUAGACUCGAAUGUCUAAAUGACAAUAUGAAAUUAUCAGCGCGUCCAACGGAGUGCUUUCCUCUACUAAUUACCGAUAGACAAGGUCUCAUUGAGAUUCAUAUUUCACGACUACAACUUUCUACAUCGGUCGCAAAAAUUUCAGAAGAAGAAGACAUAUGUAAUCUUCAUAUUUACAUAAGCUGGGACAUUUGGGGUGAGAAGACCGCUUACACGCCGAAAAUGAAGUGCCCCAAUUUGAUCUUCAACUCGUCCUCCGUGUAUCGCAUAGCGGAUCUCACUUCUUUCUUCAAGAACGUCCUGUCGGAGUACCUGGUCUUUCGAGUGAAUAUCGUUCGUCAAAACGAUACCAGCUCCACGCUCGCCCGAGCGAAAGUCUCCAUCAGGGAUAUCUUGGAUUAUCCACAGAACAAGUUACACUACAUUGUUCCCGUGAAUAGCGUUAUUUCCUGCUUUUUCGGCGUCAAUUGCGGCCAGCUAUCGCUCUGGGUCCGAUUAAGCUGCAACGUCGACAUGGUCGAAGCCUUUAAGAAGCAGUGUGGCAUAACAUCUCUGCGAGACGAUCUUCAGCAUGUGCCUUCGAUUAGGAAGGCCACGAAUGACGUGCCGAAGAAAAUGUUUGUUCCACAACCUUCGGUCGAGGUGCCUGAACUACCGAUGAUGACGUUUGAAGAGACACCUCCGAAGGAUCAAGAUGUAAAAGUUGUAAGAGAUAGCGAAACGAUACACGUAAAUUCAAAGGAUCUUCAUAUCCGAUCGCCAUUAGACAUAAAUUUUGAAUAUGAAAACUCGGAAGAGGAAAACGAGAAUUCGAAUAAUGAAAAUUUCACUUUGCAUCGCGAUGACCGAAGACCCGCAGAGAAUAGAGGGAUUAUAGCAAAAUAUUCAGAUUCCGAAGCACUCAGGGAUAGUGUCGAGAAGCAGAGAAACAACGAUCCGAAGGAUUCAUCGAGUAUGAAGGAGUUUAGGAGUUUAAUCGAGAAUCAUCUCGAAAAGGAUACGAUAAUCAUAGAAAUAGCGAGCAUGCAACUUCUGAGUGAUAGCUCUAUCAUGCAGGAUAAUGAGAUACAAUUGCUUUAUGUGGAAUAUUCUUUCCUUAAACAUCGCGGCGAAGAUAUGGAAACAACUUCCGUGAUAAAGCCAAAAACAGCUAAACAAGAAAUGUUUUAUAAUUUUAAGAAACAAUUUCGAAUAGACGAAAAGACACACUCUAUAGAAAGAAAUAUUUUACGCUCAAUGUUGGCCGAAUCUAUAAGUCCAAAUGUUAAAUUUAUUAUCAUUAGCGAACCAUUACCCGAAGAAAACCAAGUUAAAGAAUGCGAAGAAGUCGGUUAUGCAAUUUUUAAUAUAAAAAAAUACGCACUUGGCGAUGGCAACAGAGAUAUGAUACUGCCGAUCAAAGAUGAUCGAAAUAAACAAAUUGGCACGCUAAAGAUCAUUGUGUUGGGUUUUGAUGCUAUUCGACAAUGUUUAUCGGAAGUUAAAACAAUUAAGCAAAUAUCAUAAACGGAUGUUAUAUAAGCAUCUAGAUCAUUUUUACAUCGAAUUAAAGUUCGCACACACAUACACAUACGUAAAAAAUUAAUGUUCUAUCUGAUUUAAGCAACAAAAUUAAAUCUCUAAUCCUUUCUUUAAAAGA